AUGUCGAAAAUGAUAUUUCAAAUAAUUCUAUCAAUUUUUAUAAUUGUUCAAAAAUCCAGAGGACAAAUUUUGCACUGCAGAUAUUUAAAUGAAGUGACUUACACCUGUAAACUUGAUGUUCUUCUUGCUGAAAAUCGAAUGAAUUCAACAAAAGUUUCUGGUGAACAUUUAAACGACCAAUCUGAUGAUGAAGUCACUAUCGUUAAAGCUAUUUUCGGUUCCUAUUCGUUCUUUUUUCCAUCAAUAAUUUGUGAAAAGUUUAAGAAUUUGAAAGUUUUAGACCUUAAAGAUUUGGGCAUUCAAUUUCUUCAGAAUAAUUCGUUUGAUGAUUGCACAAAUUUGGAAAAAUUGAUGAUUAAUAUUGUGAUUAAUACUGAGUUGCCGGAUAAUUUAUUCAAUGCCAACACAAAGAUGUCAAGUGUGAUGAUUGUUGGAAGUUCAUUGCAGUCAUUGUCAAAAAAUCUUUUCAAAAGUCAAGAAAAAUCGUUGAAGGAUCUCGAAAUUCAAUUAAAUAAUGUCAAUUGCUUAAUUCCAUGGAAUUUUUUCCAGUCACUCAGCAAUCUUCAAUACUUAGUCAUUGCCAUCAAAGGAUUGAAAACUCUUGAUCCAGACUGGUUCAAAACUUUAUCAAAACUCGAAGAACUCGCAAUCGUUCAGUCAGAAAUUUUGAAUCUUCCAAAAUAUGUUUUCACAAAUUUAGAAAAUUUACGAAAACUUUCACUUCGUAUAAACAAAUUGACAGUCAUUCACUUGGAUUCUUUUGCUAGCCUUGUGAAUUUAAACUAUUUGGAUCUGUCAGACAAUAAAAUUUAUUCAAUGGAUCCGGAUAUUUUUAAAUUGAAAAAAUUGAGAUUUGUGAAUUUUUCGAAUAAUUUUUGCCGGCAAAAUUCUGUGAUUGACUCGUCAUAUGAUAUAAAUUCAAUGCCUUAUCUCACUAAUCAAUGCACUCAUAAUUUUACACUACAGAGUAAGGUUUAA
Chironomus riparius is the source of this 978-nucleotide messenger RNA. Lineage: Eukaryota; Metazoa; Arthropoda; Insecta; Diptera; Chironomidae. The record is from the annotation of a GenBank genome assembly.